AUGAGUCGCAGUCGCAGAUCCUCACCUACUCAUCGCUCUGUGUUUAGACCAUGUAUCGAUCUGCAUGACGGUCAUGUAAAGCAAAUAGUUGGAGGGACUCUGAGCAACAACCCAGAAGAGCUCAGGACAAACUUUGUUGCAACCGACUCUGCAGCAAGCUUUGCUCGUCUUUACAGAAUGAAUCAACUGGAGGGUGGUCAUGUUGUCAAAUUAGGCCCCGGGAAUGACUCUGCAGCUAAAGAGGCGCUCGCGGCAUGGCGAGGUGGAUUACAGAUAGGGGGAGGAAUCACUGAGGCCAACGCACAAGAGUGGCUCGACGCUGGCGCAUCGAAGGUAAAUUUCACCCCGUUCCGUGCGGACCGCACCCUUAUCCUUUCCCCACCUGUACAACAGAUUAUUGUCACUUCCUACCUCUUCCCUAACGCGCGGUUCUCGCUCCCACGGCUGCAAUCGCUCUGCCGUCUUGUCGGCCGAGAGAGGCUAGUCGUGGACGUGAGAAAAUCCGGUGACAAAUGGGUGGUUGCAAUGAACAAAUGGCAAGAUCUCACGGACAUGGAAGUAAACAAGGCAUCGCUUGAUUUACUGUCCAAAUACUGUAGCGAAUUUCUAAUACACGCUGCGGAUGUGGAGGGGCUUUGUCAGGGAAUCGACGAAGCUUUGGUGACGAGGUUGGGCGAGUGGUCAACUAUUCCCGUGACUUAUGCAGGUGGCGCUCGAGACAUAUCAGAUCUAGACCUUGUGGAGCGCCUGUCGCAUGGUCGUGUCGAUUUAACUUUUGGCAGUUCCUUGGACAUAUUUGGUGGAACGCAAGUCUCGUUUGCGGAGUUGGUAGAGUAUAACAACUCGCGGCUGAAUGAGUAA
This is a messenger RNA of Rhizoctonia solani, 861 nucleotides long. Its product is annotated as Histidine biosynthesis protein. The coding region runs from base 1 to 861 and encodes 286 amino acids. Gene Ontology annotation, molecular function: 1-(5-phosphoribosyl)-5-[(5-phosphoribosylamino)methylideneamino]imidazole-4-carboxamide isomerase activity. Gene Ontology annotation, biological process: L-histidine biosynthetic process; L-tryptophan biosynthetic process. Gene Ontology annotation, cellular component: cytoplasm. The record is from RefSeq and is a predicted model, not a curated record. Lineage: Eukaryota; Fungi; Basidiomycota; Agaricomycetes; Cantharellales; Ceratobasidiaceae. The transcript is spliced from 8 exons.